CUGAGGUAAAUGCCGUGUCUGUAAUAUUUCCCAGAUGGCUGUACAAGUUUCAUAUAUGACUCUUCUUAUUGUACUAUGUGACAUUCUGAAUGAAUAGGCUAAAGAACGAAAUCCAAGUCCAGUGGAGAGGAAUCUGUAACAAAAUAAAAAAAAACCUAUAGCUAUACAGGGUGACUCAGUCAUCAGUACAUUAUUUUUGAAAAACUAAUGACUGAAUCGCCCUGUAUAUUUUACAAAAUAAAUAUUCUUAUCUUAGUAUCUACUUAUGCAUUUCCUAUACCUAUAUUUCUUGUUUACACUUUUAGGUGAAGUAGCAAAAACCAAAUGGAAAGGAUUACGAGAUACCUUUCGAAAAGAGUAUCAGAAAACUAUUAAAUACAAACAGUCCGGUGCAGCAGGAGGGGAAAAAAGUGGUUCUUCUUGGCCAUACUUCGAGAGUUUGUAUUUUUUGGCAGAUCAAAUGACGCCACGGGAAACUUCGGGAAAUAUUUCGUUACCUAGAGAGAAUUCAUUAUUACCAGUAAACGAGAAAUCAAAUAACGGACUAGACGCAGAACCAGAGUCUCCUAAAACGCAAAAUACCGACGAUAACCAUACGAACGACGCAAUACAGGUUUUACAAUCUACAAGUACUGCCAACCAAUCUAAACGACCUAGGGAAGACCAAAAUUUAUUGCCUGAAACACAACAGCAGGAGCCAUUACGUAAACAGCAGGAAUCCUCAAGCAAGAAACAACAAACUCUGCCAUCGAAAUCUGCAAAACGCGGAAAUGAUGUCCAAAAGAGGAUGCUUGCUUUAGAAGAAGAAAAACUAAAUUUUUUUAAACAAAGAAAAGUGGAAACAGAUAUACACAAAGAUUAUGACUACCAUUUUUUAAUGAGUUUACUACCUCAUUUCAAAAAUGUAAAAGAUGAAAGAAAGCUCCAUGUACAGUUACAGCUGCAACAAGUUCUUCUGAACGAGAUAACAUCCUACAAAAGUCAGCCAUCAGGUCACGUAAUUCUCCCAAAUAGAUUUUCCGGGGUCCACGCUUCAUAUUCUACUAGUACUACUCCUCAAUCAGAACCAUCACCUGCUUCUUCAACUCAAUCGAGCUGGUAUGACUUAUCUUCACCUCCACUUUUCUCUCAACCUUCCGUAUCCCAGCAUUCCAAUUCACUAAAUAGAAAUAAACCUGUUCCUGAAAAUGAAGUUCCAGAGGAGGAACACCAAGACUGUCGAGAAGACUAUAGUAUUGCAACAUAUGUUACCAAUUUCACGGUUUAAAAUUAACAUUACCCUAAUUUUACUACAAGUUUUACUUACCUUAAUGUUAUUGUUAGCUUUUCGGAUGGAGAAAUACAU
Molecule: messenger RNA, 1345 nt
Organism: Anoplophora glabripennis (Asian longhorned beetle)
Lineage: Eukaryota; Metazoa; Arthropoda; Insecta; Coleoptera; Cerambycidae
Product: cytoplasmic polyadenylation element-binding protein-like
Exons: 1
Coding region: 266-1267 (333 amino acids)
Molecular function (GO): DNA binding
Source: RefSeq, a predicted model, not a curated record